Eriocheir sinensis (Chinese mitten crab) is the source of this 1529-nucleotide messenger RNA. RefSeq names its product NADH dehydrogenase (ubiquinone) complex I, assembly factor 6-like (gene sicily). Lineage: Eukaryota; Metazoa; Arthropoda; Malacostraca; Decapoda; Varunidae. The transcript has 7 exons. The record is from RefSeq and is a predicted model, not a curated record. Bases 170 to 1138 code for a protein of 322 amino acids. Gene Ontology annotation, biological process: biosynthetic process.
UCAUUUAGUAGGUAUUUCACAUCAUGUUUCCGGCGCAAAGGACACGUACAGGGAUGUAGCCAUUGCCGAAAAUUUACAGAAACUUUGACGACUGGAUGGAAGGGUUGGCUCGCCUGCCCCCUUGGCCCUGGACUUGGUCUCGGGCCACGCCAAGGGUAAACAAGUAAACAUGGCACUCCGGUGGGCGGCUCCUCUGCGGCACCCUGGCCCUGCCCUGGCGAUGGCGGGGGCGUGGCCGCGGGAGGGAGGCAGGAGAAGGCACGCCAGCAGGGCCGCGGCCACGCCACCCGCCGCCACCACCACCACCACCAACCACUGCAUGGACAUCGUCAAACGUCACGAUUAUGAAAAUUUCCUGGCACUGUUGCUACUUCCUCAGACUGGCCGGUCCGCUGCGAUGGCCAUACGCGCCUUCAACGUGGAGGUGGCGCAGAUUCAAGACAUGACAUCGGAGGUGUUGAUAGCCAGGAUGAGGUUACAGUUUUGGCGGGAGACACUUGACAAGAUCUACAGUGACAAUGUUCCCAGACAACCCGUGGCCAUGGAGCUGCACAGGGCCAUCAAGAAGCACAGGCUCUCCAAACGUUGGCUGCGGAAUUUGAUCGAUGCACGCGAGGACCACCUUGAGAGACGGCAGUUCCCCUCCACCGAGAAGUUAGAGGAGUACAGUGAAAAGUCCAACUCGACACUCUACUACCUCAUACUCCAGGGCCUUGGCUUUGAGAACAUUCAUGCAGACCACGCCGCCAGCCACGUAGGUAAGGCUGAAGGGCUUGUCAAGACUCUCAGGGGUGUGCCACACAAUGCCACACGGAGGAGAGUCUUCCUCCCGCAGGACAUCUUGAUGAAGCAUGGGGUGUCUCAGGAGGAUGUUAUUCGUGGGAGUCGAGAACAGAAUCUCAAGGAUGUUGCAUACGAUGUUGCCAGUCAAGCUUAUGAACACAUUGAGCAUGCACGCAGCUUGAUGGGUGACGUGCCGAAGGAAGCCAGGACGGCCCUCCUCCCCGCUGUGGCCGUUUCUUCCUACCUCAAAACUCUUCAGAGGAAACAUUUUGAUAUAUUUGACCCUGGCCUCAAGCUUAGAAAUAACUGGCUUCCCUGCUCCAUGCUCUGGGCAAAAGUGUCCAAUAAGUACUGAGUAUGUGGAGACUUCUGUGCAACUAUCGAAACUGUUGAUGAUUUUCUAUAUAUAUUUAUUCUAGUUGAAUCAAGGCAGGGCAGCCAAAGGUGGGUGAAAACUCAUUACCUCGAGACACAGGGCAGGUGUGUCAUCCAGGUUACCAUGGAUCGCCUUCCCCAGUACUUAUUUAUUGACUAGCCCAAAAGGGAGACUGGGUGGGUUGUGUUUCAAGUGCUCAGGCCACCACCACUGAGGCACAGACAAUGUGAUAUUACAAAAAUAGAAAUGUAGCAGAAAUGAUGUAAAUAUGAUCAACACUAAGCAUUGUACAGUUUCCAGUUUGUCAAUAUGUAUCUAAAAUGCAUACAAUUGUUUUAGUGGAAAACAUAAAGCUUAAUAUCAACCUCUG